GAAAUGGCUGCCGCCGUCGCUAAGCCUUGAGGGAUCAAGUCAGGAAGGAGGAAGAGGCCGCUAUGGGUCGGGAGUCCAGAUCAACAAAGCAACAGGUGUCCAAACAAAAACAGCAUUAUCGGAAGCGCUCCUCAUCACGAGGGCGUUCUGGUAGCCGUUCUAAGAGUCGCUCUCCAUCUGACAAGAGAGCAAAACGUGGAGAUGAUAGACGUUCUAGAAGCAGGGACAGAGAACGUAGGCGUGAAAGAUCACGGAGCAGGGACAAGAGGAGAUCUCGGUCACGUGAUCGAAAGCGUGUGAGUAUUACCCAAAAUCUGCUUGUGCGUAGGCGUUCACGAAGCAGAGAGCGGGAACGGAGCAGAGAGAGGAGACGAUCACGGAGUCGAGAGAGAAGAAGAUCCAGAAGCCGAAGUAGAGGGCGGCGGUCCCGAUCUUCUAGCCCUGGCAAGAACAAGAAAUUAGAAAACAGAUCACGAUCUAAAGAAAAGGUAGAAGGUGUGGAAGUUAACAAAGAAAAGAAAAAAGAGAAAGAGGACAAAGAAGAAGAAAAGGGUCAAGAUGUAAAUAAUUUUGAUCAGAACAAACUAGAAGAGGAAAUGAGGAAGCGAAAAGAAAGAGUAGAGAAAUGGAGAGAAGAACAGCGCAAAAAAGCUAUGGAAAAUAUAGGAGAACUAAAGAAAGAAAUUGAAGAAAUGAAGCAGGGGAAAAAAUGGAGCUUAGAAGAUGAUGAUGAUGAUGAUGAAGAAACUGCAGAAGGGGAAAAGGAAGGUAAUGAGAUUGAAGAUGAAGAACUUGAUCCAUUAGAUGCAUAUAUGGAAGAAGUGAAAGAAGAGGUUAAGAAGUUCAAUAUGAGAAGUGUAAAAGGUGGAGGUGGAGGUGGAAGUGAAAAGAAAUCUGGGCCAACAGUUACUAAAGUAGUAACAGUGGUGAAAACCAAAAAAGCAUCUCCAGAAACAGAAAAGAAGAAAGGAGAACUUAUGGUGAAUGACCAAGAUGCAAUGGAGUAUUCCUCUGAAGAGGAGGAAGUAGAUCUCCAGACUGCACUGACAGGGUACCAGACCAAACAUAGGAAAUUGCUGGAACCAGUGGAUCAUGGGAAGAUUGAAUAUGAGCCCUACAGGAAAAACUUCUAUGUUGAAGUCCCAGAGCUAGCUAAGAUGACUCAGGAAGAGGUGAAUGCAUAUAGGCUGGAAAUGGAAGGAAUUAUAGUCAAGGGUAAAGGAUGUCCUAAACCAAUUAAAACCUGGGUACAGUGUGGUAUUUCUAUGAAAAUCCUGAGUUCCAUGAAAAAGCAUGGCUAUGAGAAGCCCACCCCUAUCCAAGCCCAAGCUAUACCUGCAAUUAUGGGUGGACGUGAUUUAAUUGGCAUUGCUAAAACAGGAAGUGGAAAGACCAUUGCUUUUCUGUUGCCCAUGUUCAGGCACAUCAUGGACCAGAGACAACUAGAAGAAGGAGAGGGUCCAAUAGCUGUUAUUAUGACUCCUACUCGAGAGCUGGCUUUACAGAUUACAAAGGAGUGUAAGAAGUUCUCAAAGACACUUGGGGUUAGAGUUGUGUGUGUAUAUGGAGGAACAGGAAUAAGUGAACAGAUUGCUGAACUGAAAAGGGGUGCUGAAAUAAUCGUUUGCACACCUGGUCGCAUGAUUGACAUGUUAGCAGCUAACAAUGGUCGAGUGACAAAUCUUCGGAGAGUGACAUAUGUUGUCCUUGAUGAAGCUGACAGAAUGUUUGACAUGGGCUUUGAGCCUCAGGUUAUGCGCAUUGUAGACAAUGUGAGACCUGAUCGCCAGACUGUUAUGUUCUCUGCUACCUUCCCUAGAGCCAUGGAGGCUUUAGCUCGUCGAAUAUUAAGCAAGCCAAUAGAAGUCCAAGUUGGUGGUAGGAGUGUCGUCUGCUCUGAUGUGGAACAAAAAGUGAUUGUCAUAGAGGAGGAGAACAAGUUUUUGAAGUUACUUGAAUUAUUGGGACAUUAUCAGGAACAAGGAGCUGUCAUUAUAUUUGUAGAUAAACAAGAACAUGCUGAUGGAUUGCUGAAAGACUUAAUGAGAGCCUCUUACCCCUGCCUGUCUCUUCAUGGAGGUAUUGACCAGUAUGAUAGAGAUAGCAUAAUCAAUGAUUUUAAGAGUGGAGUGUGCAAACUUCUUGUAGCCACAUCCGUGGCAGCCCGAGGUCUUGAUGUAAAACAUCUUAUGCUUGUAGUCAACUACAGCUGUCCCAAUCAUUAUGAGGAUUAUGUGCACAGAGCAGGCAGAACUGGACGAGCAGGCAACAAAGGUUAUGCAUAUACCUUCAUUACUGAAGAUCAAGCACGGUAUGCUGGUGAUAUAAUUAAAGCUUUGGAGUUGUCAAGUAAUCCAGUUCCUCCUGAGCUGGAGAAGCUUUGGACUGACUUCAAAGAUCAGCAGAAGGCUGAGGGGAAAACAAUUAAGAAGAGCAGCGGGUUUUCUGGGAAAGGAUUCAAGUUUGAUGAAACUGAGGAGGCUUUGGCUAAUGAGCGGAAGAAAUUACAAAAAGCUGCACUUGGCUUGCAAGAUUCAGAUGAUGAGGAUACGGCAGUUUCAAUUGACGAGCAGAUUGAAAGUAUGUUCAAUUCAAAGAAAAGAGUGAAGGACAUGGCAUCGUCUGGCGGGACAUCUAAUGUUCCUGCCCCAACAGCAGGAAAUGCAGAAAAGUUAGAAAUUGCUAAGAGAUUGGCAUUGAGAAUCAAUGCACAGAAAAAUCUUGGAGCCGAGGCACAAGUAUUGGUCUCUUUUCAAUUUAAGGAUGUGAUGCAGCAAGCUACCAAUGCUAUCCUUAGGGGUGGCACCAUUCAGGCUCCAACUGUAUCUGCAAAGACCAUUGCAGAACAACUGGCUGAGAAGAUCAAUGCCAAGCUGAAUUACGUACCCAUAGAGAAACAAGAGGAGGAAAAACAGGAAGGCGGACAAAAUGAAUCUUUUAAAAGAUAUGAGGAAGAACUGGAGAUCAAUGAUUUCCCACAGACUGCCAGGUGGAAAGUAACAUCAAAGGAAGCUCUGCACAGAAUAAGUGAAUAUUCUGAAGCUGCCAUUACAAUCAGAGGAACAUACUUUCCUCCAGGCAAAGAACCCAAGGAGGGAGAACGAAAAAUUUACUUGGCCAUUGAGAGUGCCAAUGAAUUGGCUGUGCAGAAAGCAAAGGCAGAAAUCACCAGGCUUAUAAAAGAAGAGCUUAUCAGACUGCAAAAUUCAUACCAACCAACCAACAAAGGAAGAUACAAAGUUUUAUAAAUAUUUGGAGUAAAUCUGUCUGCCAGUUUUCAUUUGUGAAACUUGUCAUUUCUGUUUAUCUUUGCUAUUUACACUGCUUAUUGUAAAUUACAUU
Lacerta agilis (Sand lizard) is the source of this 3342-nucleotide messenger RNA. RefSeq names its product DEAD-box helicase 46 (gene DDX46). Gene Ontology annotation, biological process: mRNA splicing, via spliceosome. Bases 63 to 3248 code for a protein of 1061 amino acids. The transcript has 24 exons. Gene Ontology annotation, cellular component: nucleus. The record is from RefSeq and is a predicted model, not a curated record. Lineage: Eukaryota; Metazoa; Chordata; Lepidosauria; Squamata; Lacertidae. Gene Ontology annotation, molecular function: RNA binding; RNA helicase activity; ATP binding.